UCUGCGGAGAAACUUUAGCAGCAAAGAACAGCGACAUCACACCAGUACUUGGUGUGAAGACUGUGCGUUACAGAAAAGGGUAGUUGUUCUUGAAGAUAUGGAUGGGUGAAAAUUAGCUUUUUUCACCCUAUAGUCAGGUCUUUUUUCGGGAUACCCAUCCUCGUCUGCCACUAGCUAGCACUAGCAGCGUGCUAUCCCAACCCAUGAUAAAGUGAAGUCGCCACAAAUUUUGCAAGUGACAACUUGGCGAUAAGGGGGCGGACACCAUGGCUGCGGGCCUCGUCGUCACCCUCCUCUUCCUCCUCCCCUGUCUGCUGUCAGGAGUCCAGCCUCUGCCGCAUCAGUCGCCGCUGCCGUCAGAAGCACCCCUGCAGGCACCUCACUUCACCGGGUGCCUGUCCCGGGACAUGGAGACCUUCCGCUGCUGGUGGAGUGCUGGAAGCUUCCGGAACCUGUCAGAGCCUGGAGCCUUGAGGGUGUUCUUCUUGAAGAGGAACUCUGGAGACUGGAGGGAGUGUCCCAAGUACUCAGACUCCUCUCCGAACGAGUGCUAUUUCAACAAGUCGUACACCGUCAUCUGGACCGAGUACUGCGUGCAGCUGCGCAACCAGGCCCAGAACAUCACCUACGACGAGCGCUGCUUCUCUGUAGAGAACAUAGUGCACCCUGACCCCCCUGUGGGACUGAACUGGACGCUGCUGAACAUGAGCCGGUCGGGACUGCACUUUGACAUCAUAGUGCGCUGGGAGCCACCGCCCUCUGCAGACGUGAAGACCGGCUGGCUGAGCCUGGUGUAUGAAGUGCACUACCGCGAGAGGAACACAUCACGGUGGAACAUGCUGGACCUAGAAAAGGGCACUCAGCAGUCCAUCUACGGCCUGAACACAGGCUCAGAGUACGAGGUUCGAGUGCGCUGCAAGAUGCAUGCCUCAAGCAACUUUGGGGAUUUCAGUGAAACCAUACUCGUCUACAUUGCGCAGAUACCCACUAAAGAAUCUCCGUUUCCCGUCACGCUGGUCCUCGUCUUCGGCGCUGUGGGAGUUGGAGUCCUCCUCAUGCUGAUCAUCUUCUCACAGCAGCAAAAGCUGAUGGUGAUUUUGCUUCCCCCUGUCCCAGCUCCCAAAAUCAAAGGGAUUGACCCAGAACUGCUGAAGAAGGGGAAGCUGGAUGAGCUGAGCUCCAUCCUCAGCAGCCACCACAUCUACCAGCCGGAGCUCUACCAGGACGACACAUGGGUGGAGUUCAUCGAGCUGGACGCGGGCGAGGCAGGCGACAAAACCGAGGGCUCGGACACGCAGCGGCUGCUGGGCUCCUCCCACGCCCUCAACAUCAAGGACGACGACUCGGGGCGUGCCAGCUGCUAUGACCCCGAGCUCCCCGAACCCGAGCUGCCCGAUCCCGACACCCUGGCCCUCCCCCUGGGGCAGCUCCAAAAGCGGGGCUCCCUCCUCGUGUCCCGGAGCAACUCCUCCACCCCCAGCCUGGGCCCGCAGGCCCCUGCCCCGCUCAUCCAGACCCAGCUCAGCAACCAGAGCUGGGUCAACAUGGACUUCUACGCCCAGGUGAGCGACAUCACCCCCACCGGCCGGGUCGUGCUGUCGCCCAGCCAGCUGAGCAGAGCCCAAGAGGAAAAGGAGGAGGAGAAGAAAGAUAUGUCCACCCCGAAGAAGAAAAAGGAGGAGAAAGAGGAGGAGGAGGGGGAGGAGGAAAACCAGAAGAAGAGGAAGGAGAAUUUCCAGCUGGUGGUUGUAGAUCCUGAGGACGGAGCCUACACCUCAGGGAAGGAUGCCCAACUGAUCAGCGCCAACUUCUCCCCCGCCGAGGGCUCCUCCACCCCGCUGCCCCAGGUGGCUCCCGCAGUGGUGUGCCCCCCUUCGGGAGGCCCUGCGGGGGAGUACCAGAGCCCUUACCUCUUGUUAGAGGGCACCCCCUGCCCCCCACGACCCCCUGUCUCAGACUACACUGUGGUGCAGGAUGUGGAUGCCCAGCAUAGUCUCCUCCUGAACCCCACCCCCCCAGAGCUAUCGGCCCCCCACCCUGCCCCCGCCAAGCCCCUGCCCCCCAUGCCAGCGGGGUACCUGUCCCCUGACCUGCUGGGCAACAUCACACCCUGAAUGCCUCUCCCCCCGGCUCAGGAGGUCAAGGGUUAAAGGGUUUUCACCAACACACACACAGACUCU
Messenger RNA from Megalops cyprinoides (Indo-Pacific tarpon), 2180 nucleotides. It is a transcript of the gene ghra, whose product is annotated as growth hormone receptor a. Gene Ontology annotation, biological process: positive regulation of receptor signaling pathway via JAK-STAT; cytokine-mediated signaling pathway; positive regulation of peptidyl-tyrosine phosphorylation. Lineage: Eukaryota; Metazoa; Chordata; Actinopteri; Elopiformes; Megalopidae. The transcript has 9 exons. The record is from RefSeq and is a predicted model, not a curated record. Bases 267 to 2114 code for a protein of 615 amino acids. Gene Ontology annotation, molecular function: peptide hormone binding; growth factor binding; growth hormone receptor activity. Gene Ontology annotation, cellular component: cytosol; membrane; growth hormone receptor complex.